AUGAAGCUCUCGUUUUCCCUCUCUUCAAAACCAUCUUCCAACCUCAGAAACCAGCAACCCUCUUCUUCUAGAUCAUUCUCCGCCAACAAUCCCCAAAAUUCCUCAAACCCUAUCGAAAAAGAAUACGUCACCGAAUUCGACCCUUCAAAAGCCCCUUCAUCUUCCACUAAACAAACACUCAUAAUCCCUCCUAAACAAAACGAAUGGCGCCCCAUCAAACGGAUGAAAAAUCUCGACUUACCAGAUUCAACGGCCACAGAUCAACCACUCCAAUUCGAAAUUGACAACGGCGGCGCUACUGCCGAACCAACUGUAGAUGGUAUCUCUUACGGCCUCAAUGUUCGCCAAUCCGAAAACCCUAACCCUAACCCGAAUGCGAAUUCGAAGCAGUUGAUUGAUCCGAUGUUGCGUCAAUUUAAGGAGGAUUUGAAGAGGUUACCUGAUCAUAAUGGGAUUGAUGAGUAUACUGAUAUGCCUGUUGAGGGAUACGGUGCUGCUUUGUUGAAGGGUUAUGGGUGGGUUGAAGGUAGAGGGAUUGGUAGGAACGCCAAAGAGGAUGUUAAAGUUGUUGAGUAUAAAAAGUGGUCAGCCAAAGAAGGGAUUGGUUUCGUACCUGAAGUACCGAAAAAAAAGGGCGAAAAAUGUAGUGUUAAAGUAGAUAAUGUUGAGAAGAAAGAUCGAGAAAAUGGAUCGACAGGGUUAUAUGUAGGGAAAGAAGUGAGGGUAGUGAGAGGAAAAGAAAUGGGGUUGAAAGGGGUUGUUUUGGAGGUGAAAAGUGGUGGGGAUUUGGUGGUUUUGAAGGUUGCGAAACGUGAUGGUGAGGUGAAAGUUAAGGUACGGGAUGUGGCGGAUUUGGGUUCGGUGGAGGAGGAGAGGUGUUUGAAGAAGUUGAAAGAAUUGAAGAUUAGAGAAGAAAAGAGUAAUCUUGAUGAUAGGAGGAGUAGAGGCGAAGGGACGAUAGAGAGGAAAAAGGAAAGUAAAAGAAGUAGAGAUGAAAGGAGUGAUGAUAAGGUGUCUUGGCUUGCUAGUCAUAUUAGAGUUAGGAUUAUAAGUAAGGAUUUAAAAAGGGGAAGAUUGUAUUUAAAGAAAGGGGAAAUUAUGGAUGUGGUUGGGCCGACUUGUUGUGAUUUAUGUAUGGAUGAAACUAGGGAGUUGAUACAAGGUGUGGAUCAGGAUUUGCUCGAGACGGCUCUUCCAAAGCGUGGUGGUCCCGUUCUUGUUCUGUAUGGUAGGCACAAAGGUGUGUAUGGUCACUUGGUUGAGAAGGAUAGUGAGAAUGAGACUGGAAUUGUCCGAGAUGGUGAUACGAAGGAGUUACUCAAAGUGCGACUUGAACAAAUUGCUGAGUAUCUUGGGGAUCCGAGCUAUAUUGGUUAUUGAUCCUAGUCUUUGUGAGUAGGAAUUUGGCAUUGACAGGAUGAGGAAUUACUACACAAAUCAAAGCUUCCGCCAAGUUCCUUUGGUUCUUCAGUGAAACAAUUGAUGCACAAGUUUGCUCAAAACUCUAUUCACCAGUUUGACACUUAAAACAAUCCGCAGAAACAGAGUUGGAGUUGAUAGUGGUAGCAUUUUGGAUCUCCUAGCCGUUUCUCUAUCCUUCAUCUUGUAUGGAGUCACUGACUGCAGCAAUGGUAACUUAUCCCCAAAUUUCACACCAAAAUUGUAUAAAACCAAGUGGAAUGGAAAAAAGGAAACACUGGUCUGAAAACACUGGUUCAUGUAUUAAUGAAGGUGCUGAGCAGGAAUUCACGUUUGCUGAAGAAGACUCAUGUUGCUUAUACAUGUAUUUUAGCUCGUCUGGAUUGUACAUUUCGUAACUGCCUGAAUUUCUUUGAUAUAUGAGGGUUCUAAUUCGUAUAGUCAAUUUGGAGAUUUUUUUAAUUAAAAGACCACCGAUGGAGAUUGUAAUUUGGUUUCUCGUUGGUUAGGGAAAAAAUCAAAGCAGUAAAAUUUAAUCUUGUGAAA
This is a messenger RNA of Lycium ferocissimum, 1965 nucleotides long. RefSeq names its product protein MOS2. The record is from RefSeq and is a predicted model, not a curated record. Gene Ontology annotation, biological process: mRNA splicing, via spliceosome. Lineage: Eukaryota; Viridiplantae; Streptophyta; Magnoliopsida; Solanales; Solanaceae. Gene Ontology annotation, cellular component: spliceosomal complex. Bases 1 to 1380 code for a protein of 459 amino acids. The transcript has 3 exons. Gene Ontology annotation, molecular function: nucleic acid binding.